UGAUCUUCCCUAAACACCGAUUUCGUGAACCGUACCAUUGAUUCGGGUCAAAACCACCAUGCCCUAAUCGUGUCUGAAAUCGGAACUACAACUACUCCUUCUUCUCCGUUUUCAUGAUUUUUCACUGAUAACACAAUCUCACAUGGCUUCGUUAUUCAAGGAUCCGGCGAAGCUCUCGGCGUACCGAGAUAGAAGGUUCCCUGGAAAUCAAGAAGAGUUUGAGCAUGCUCUGAUAACUUCAUCAACCGUUUAUGUUGGGAACAUGUCGUUUUACACUACCGAAGAGCAAAUUUAUGAACUUUUUUCUCGAGCUGGUGAAAUUAAGAAGAUCAUCAUGGGUUUGGAUAAGAACACUAAAACUCCUUGCGGUUUUUGCUUCGUUUUAUAUUACUCUCGUGAAGAUACUGAGGAUGCUUGCAAGUAUAUAAGUGGGACGAUACUGGAUGAUCGCCCUAUUCGUGUUGAUUUUGACUGGGGAUUCCAGGAAGGAAGACAAUGGGGUCGUGGUCGUAGUGGUGGCCAGGUGCGUGAUGAAUAUCGUACUGAUUAUGAUCCAGGUAGGGGUGGAUAUGGGAAGUUGGUUCAGAAAGAGUUAGAAGUACAAAGGCAGCUUGUAGAUUACGGCACUGGUUCUUUGGGAUCUUUUCCGCCAGUUAUUCCUUCUUAUGGUAGACACGGUGGUGGUCAUGGUCACGGUGGUGGCCAUGGUCAUGGUGGUGGUCAUCGGCAUGGUAGAGAUUACCCUAGGAAGAGAUACAGAGACGAUGACCGCCGCACAUACGAGCCCUCAAAAAGAACAUCAGACCAUGAAUCUCGGAGGAACUCUGACCAAGAAUCUAGACCGGAAAAAAAUCCACGAUUUCGAGAGAGUGGUGAUUCUGAUGAUGAGGAGGAAGAUGAUAGAAAAAGACGGGGUUAACCAGAAUAUCAUACAUAAUCAAGCUGAUAUGCUUUGAAAGUUUUCUUCUACUAUGGUGAAAAGUGGCAAAAUGUGUAUUGUACAUCAUUGCAAAUUGCAAAUAUCUUAGUAUCAGGUUAACCCUGUGAAAUUCUUGGCUACAUGUGCUGCAUAUGGUAGUGCCAAGUUGUGUCUUUUAUUUUUCAUAAUUAGAAUUAGUUAACUAUCUGGAUCUUAUGUACAAGAAAUCGGCUUAUUAGGUAAAUGACAUGACUUUGAUCCUGUUUGAUUAA
This is a messenger RNA of Vicia villosa (hairy vetch), 1191 nucleotides long. RefSeq names its product nuclear cap-binding protein subunit 2-like. Lineage: Eukaryota; Viridiplantae; Streptophyta; Magnoliopsida; Fabales; Fabaceae. Gene Ontology annotation, biological process: mRNA cis splicing, via spliceosome. The coding region runs from base 143 to 919 and encodes 258 amino acids. The record is from RefSeq and is a predicted model, not a curated record. The transcript has 8 exons. Gene Ontology annotation, cellular component: nuclear cap binding complex. Gene Ontology annotation, molecular function: RNA cap binding.